Molecule: messenger RNA, 5957 nt
Organism: Chelonoidis abingdonii (Abingdon island giant tortoise)
Lineage: Eukaryota; Metazoa; Chordata; Testudines; Testudinidae
Source: RefSeq, a predicted model, not a curated record
CGAGUCCCGGGGAGGGGCGUGCGAGAUCCAGGAAGCGCAGACACGGCCGGCCGACGGGCGCUGGCAGCCUGGCACGGCUCCCUCGGCCCCUUGUUCGCAUUCGCCGGAGUUUUCCCUUCUCUCCGCGUCGGACUCGGACACGGGAACCGAGUUGGAACGGAUCUGCCCGGCGUCUGGCCCGGGGGUAGAGAGCGGGACCGGAGAGACACCGGGGCAGCCUCGGGGUCUGGGACGAUGGGCAUCGCGGGGCAUCGGCCGGGGCCGCGGGGGCAGCUGUGACCUGAGAGGCGCCUAGCCCGGCUUGGCAGGGGGCUGCUCCGCGGGACCCCCCAAGAGCCGCGAUGAGCUCCGCGUGGAAGAGACUCCAGCGCGUGGGAAAACGUGCCUCCAAGUUUCACUUCGUGGCCUGUUACCAGGAGCUGAUGGUGGAGUGCACCAAGAAAUGGCAGCCGGACAAGCUGAUUGUGGUUUGGACCAGGAGGAACCGACGUGUCUGCUCCAAGGCUCACAGUUGGCAGCCAGGGAUCAAGAAUCCGUACCGGGGGAUGGUUGUGUGGAUGGUGCCAGAGAACGUGGAUAUAAUGGUGACGCUGUACCGGGACCCCCACAUGGAGGAGUAUGAAGACAAGGAAUGGACCUUUGUGAUUGAGAACGAGUCCAAGGGGCAGCGGAAGGUGCUGGCCUCGGCCGAUGUUAACCUGCAGCGCUUUGCCCGCCCCACGCCUGCCCAGGCCGAGCUGAAGCUGAAGUUGAAGCCACGUUCGGUCAAGGUGGUGGCUGCCACGCUGCAGCUCACGCUGUCCUGCGUCUUCCUGCGUGAGGGCAAAGCCACGGAUGAGGACAUGCAGAGCCUCGCCAGCCUCAUGAGCGUCAAACCCAGCGACAUCGGCAACCUGGAUGACUUUGCCGACAGCGAUGAGGACGAUGAGGCAGCCAGGAGAGUGCAGCAUGAGGACAGGAGCAGCCAGGGCACAGCGCCAACAGGUUUCAUUCAGACCAUAUUGCUGGGCUAUUUCACAGACACGUCGCGAGAGCUCAACACUCUUGCUGAGGAAGAGGAGAAUCCCUCGGCUCCAGGGACCAGCAGAGCACCAGCUGGGAGAGCAACCCCCCGUGGGACACCCCGGGAGGCAGGCUCUGCCAAGGAGGAAACCGUCCGAGUGGCCGACACCCCAGAUGCCCCCCUGAGGGACACCCCCCACCCAGCCCUGGAGCUGGUCCUACAGGGAGCACCACCCUCCCCUCCUCCAGAGUUGAUGGGCCCCCCCCCAGUAAGUGGUGCAGGCCAGGCCGGGAGGGCUGGGCAGAACAUGGCAGCCAGUGGGAACCCAAUGGGAGCUGCAGGGGCUGUGGAACCAGGCGCUAAGGGGGAGAUGGGGGCCCAAGUCCCGGAUCAGGCCCACAAGCCAGGCACAGACCCUUCCCAGGAGACGGGACGACAUGAUGGCAACCCCAGGGGUGAAGAGGAGGAGAAAGCAGCAGCCUUGAUGAAGCAGCCGGCAUCAGGGAGUGACACCAAGGGCAGGCCCAGUGACAUCUGGAUGCCCCGGGCGGAGAGCCCUGUCCCUGCCCCACGGCGUAAGAAACCCCUCCUGCCAGAACCCACUGCGCCCACAGCUUCACCCCCCGAGGUACCCUCUAUCCAGAGACGCCGAUGGGAAGGUGCCAAACUGCCUCCCUCCCAGCUCAAAUUGGGAGCAGCGAAGUCAGAGCAGGGCCCUCGACCUGCAGCCUCUCUGCCUGUGCCAGUGGUGCCUGCCAGGGUCCGUCUAGCCCGGCCUAGGUCAGCAGAACUGCCAGUCCGGCCAAAGCCGCUGCCCCGGCCCCGGAGGGACAGGCGGGCCCGUUCAGCGUCUCCAAGCGUCUCUGUAGUGAUGUACCUCCAUGAGGAUGCACCAGAACCUGCUGUUGUUGCUGGGGAGGGCAUCGGCCUGGCCAGGAGUGGCUUUGGGGCGGGUGUGCCCUCGGCUGCUGCGCUGCUGGCCGUGUCGUCUGUGGUGGGGCUGCCCCCGGUGCCGUGGGGCAGGCAGGGAGAGAAAGCAGCAGCAGAUGCUAAUGGUUGGCCAAGCAUCGGGGGUGCUGUUGCUCCCGUGGUGGUGCCCCUCAAAGAGGAACGAGGCAGGGCGACAGAAGAGGGUCUCAGGGGGGCGUCCCAUCUGGAGAGGCUGACAGCAGAUGCGGCAGCUGGGAAGGAUGCUGGGGGAGCUGCUGGGUGUGUGGGGGGAGGAGAUGCAGCCUCUCUGGUGGGCCCCCCCAAGCCAUGGAGGUAUCGGUCAGAAAAUGUGGUUGGAGAGGGUGCCAGGGGGGCAUCCAGAGUGGUGAUGAAGGCGAUCCCAGGCCAGUUGGAGAAGGGCAGGCCGGAGGAGCCAGUGGAACAGGAGAACUGCAGGGCAAACAGGAAGGCGUGUGGGGGCACUGCUCAGAGCGUAGCAGAAGUUGUGCCGUCGCUGGAGGGGCACAGAACAGAGCUGGUGGCACAGGAGGAUUCUGGGCGAGGAUUCUGGCCAAGCCCAGCACCAGACCUGGCUCCUGCAGCGACGCCUCCCAAGCUGGAGCAGCGCAGGGCAGCAGGAGAGAGACCUAGAGCAGCAUCCCAGCCAGAGAGGCCAGGAGCAGAAAGGGCAGCUUGGAAGGACGCUGCGGGGGCUGCUGUGCAGGGGGGGGCAGGUGAUGCACCGUCUCUGAUGGCACCUCCCAAGCCAUGGAGGUGUCGGUCGGAGGACGUGGUGGGACAGGGGACUGGGGAGGUGGCCAGUAGUGUGAUGAAGGCAGGAGCAGGAGACGGACUGUGGAGGGUAAUCCUGGCCGAGCCAGGGUGGGACAGGCUGGAAGGGGCAGGGGGAGAGGCGGCUGGCAAGCCAGGUGGCGGUGCGGUACACUCAGUAACAGACACCCUGCCUGUGGAGGCCCCAGCGCAGCUGGAGAGGGGCAGGCUGGAGGAGGCAGGGGGAGAGGCAGCUGGCAGGCCGUGCAGAGGUGAGGUGCAGUCAGUAGUAGUGGACGCCCCAUCUCUGGAGGCUUCUGCCCAGCUGGAGGGCACCAUGGAGAGCCCGGGAGCCGACAGUACAGUGCCCGGGGGUGCCACCCCCAGCACAUGUGAGCCCCUGCUGGAGAGGGCUGGGCCGAAGGAGGCAGCAGGUUCCAGAGAGUGUGGUGGGGCUGUGGGCUCCCUGCCCAGCAAGGAGGAUGCCAGUGGGGCAGGGCGCCCUCUGGAGAAGCAGUCAGGGCUCUGCACAGACCGGCUGACCACCUACAUCGGCCCAGGAAGGACCAGCAGACAGGCUGCAGCCCUUGCACUGAUGCCUCCCCAGGAUGCGCCCAUCCUGGGCCCCCCGUCCCCCUUCGCUGAGCCUUACAUCUCACAGUGCCUCUUCACUUUGAGCCUCCCGCCCACCCACCCUUCCCGGGAGAGGAGUGCCAGCCCAUCAUCCAACGAGGGGACCCAGGCGUCCGGGCGGGAGCCAUCUCCCCCGCCCUGCGGCGCUGCCCAGGAUAGCAUAGGGCAGGAGGCGGCCCAGGAGGAGCCUCCAGCAACCAGCCCAGGUCUGGUCAGCUGCAGCCAGUCACUGCUGGAAUGGUGCCAGAACGUCACGGCCGGCUACCGGGGUGUCCGGGUCACUAACUUCACCACCUCCUGGCGCAAUGGGCUGGCGUUCUGCGCCAUCCUGCACCACUUCCACCCAGAGAAAAUCAAUUAUGAGACCCUGGACCCUCUCGCUAUCAAAGAGAAUAACAAGCUGGCCUAUGACGGCUUUGCCUCCCUGGGCAUCUCGCGGGUGCUGGAGCUGGCCGACAUGGUGUUCCUGACGGUGCCCGACAAACUCAUCGUCAUGACCUACCUGUGCCAGAUCCGGGCCUUCUUCACGGGCCAGGAGCUGAACGUGGUGCAGAUCGCCAACAACAGCAGCCAGAGCACCUACAAGGUUGGCAAGUUCGACUCGGACCCCGCCUUCUCCAUUGACCCUGCCCGCUUCUAUGCUGAGCGUUUCCAAAGUGCCGCCAGGGGGCCCGAGGAGCCUGGGAGCACUGCCCAUGCUGCAAAGGACGAUGGGAAGGCAGCAGCCAAUAAAACUGUGACAGGAGGAACUGAAUUGGCCAAGAAACUGGAAGCAGAACUCACUGCCCCAAAAGAUGCUGGGACUGAUGCCAAGACAGGUGAUGUAAAGGAUGCUGGGAAAGUGACUGUAAAUGGCACCAUAUCCCAAACAGCUGUGCAAUCAGAGGUGGAGCCCUCAGUCACAAAGGAUGCUGGGAAGGUGCCAAUCAAUGAUGUGACAACCAAGCCAACUAUAAGUCCAGAGGCAGAGCCACCCACCCCAAAGGAUGGAGGGAGCAAAGCCGCAAAGGAUGCUGGGAAAGCAUUGGUCAAUGGUGCAAUGUCCCAAUCAGCCAAGAAACCAGAGGCAGAGGCUCUUCCCCCAGAGGAUGCUGGGAAGGUGCCGGCCAAUGGUGAUGAGAAGCUGGUGCCCCCUCCACGGCUGAAGCGUCAGUCUGUACGGAACGGGGAGGCGCCAGACCAGGCCGAGCGAUCCCUGCAGCGCUCGCUGUCCACGGGCAGCCAGGGCCCUGUGGCCCCACCACGCUCCCAUGGCAGCAAGUCGGGCUUCUCCCACGUGCGUGAUGCAGACCUGCUCAAGAAGCGGCGCUCGCGGCUCAAGAGCGAGUCACUGUCGAUGGAUGAGGGGGAGGCGGGCGGCCCCCCAGGGGAGACAUCACGGAGGAGGUCUGAUUGGCUAGGAACGGAUGACCGUGAAGGCAUGAUGACCCCCAAGGCGGGACCCCCUGCUUCCGCCAGGACUCAGCAGCCCCCAGAGACAGCCCCCUCCUCCAGUUCUACCCCCCAGGAGCCGUCCCGGGAUCCCAGCAAGGAAACGAGCACCACAGAGGAGGAGGUUCCGCGGUUCCAAGACACCAGCCAGUAUGUGGUGGCCGAGCUGCAGGCGCUGGAGAAUGAGCAGAAGCAGAUUGAUGCCAGGGCAGCUGUGGUGGAGAAGGAGCUGCGCUUCCUCAUGGAGUCAGGCACAAACCAGGCCCAGGAGGAGGAGCUGAUCCAGGAGUGGUUCACACUGGUCAAUAAGAAGAAUGCACUGAUCCGGCGCCAGGACCAGCUGCAGCUGCUGAUGGAAGAGCAGGACCUGGAAAGACGAUUUGAGCUACUGAGCCGGGAGUUGAGAGCCAUGUUAGCUACUGAAGACUGUCUCAAGACAGAAGCCCAGCAGAGGCGGGAGCAGCUCCUAUUGGAGGAACUGGUGUCGCUGGUGAACCAGCGGGAUGAGCUGGUGCGAGACCUGGACAUCAAGGAGAGAAUAGCCUUGGAGGAAGAUGCCAGGCUGCAGCGGGGCCUGGAACUGCGACGGCGCAAAUACAGCCGCAAAGAUAAGUGCCGCAUCAGCUAAGAGGCAAAUGGCCACUCCACAGUCCUUGUCAGUGUCCUGUGGCUGGGAUACUUCCCAGGAUGCCUGCCUGCCUCCCUCUUAAAGGGCUCAAAGGUUUGCCUGCUGCUGCAGUUACCUCAGUGCCUCACUGUGUUGCCCCUUGUACAUCUUGCUGGUUUCCCUUCCAGUCUGGCCCCCCUCUAGGACAGAUGCAGUUUCCCAGCCUUCUCCAAUGAAUGCCAAGGGUAGCACAGGGAGCCUGGCUGUCCCCAAUGGCAGAGGGAAACAGUUUACUGGGGGCAGGGUGGGACUAUUUAUUUUUGUGUGUGUGAGAGACUUUGUUCAGCUGGGUGUCCCUUCCCCAUCCUGUCAGCUGCCAUUUCACAGCCAAGUUGUUGGGGUUUUAUCAUGGUACAAAAAGUUGAUGUGGGUUUAGGGAGGGCAGAAAACAGAAGUGCCUUGACAGUGCCAUCCAGCCAUGUAUUGUAAUGGCAAGUUUCAAUUCCUUGUUCCCUGGGUAUUUGCACUAAUUUGUAACUGUUUGAAAUAUGAAAUAAAGAGAUAUGAAAGAAAGCCAACUCA